CCCAGUUUGCCUCUCUUUCUCCUCCCCCUGUCUGUUUCUUUUUCCCCUCUUCUUGUGUUUCUCUCCUGAGACGUCCUCUUUUUUUGAACACUACGACCAACUGGCCCUCCACCCCACGCAGACAGUACGUCGUGAGAGGAGCACAGAAGCCAUGUUUCCUCUUCGUGUACACCUGUUGGCAGUGCUUGUCAGCCUGGCGCUGUGCCAGUAUGAGGACUACGACUACAUUCCCAUGACCAUGCUGGGACCCUCCACUUCCAACUGCAACCGCGAGUGUGAAUGUCCCAUCAACUUUCCCACCGCCAUGUACUGUGACAGCCGCAAGCUCAAGUUUGUCCCAGACGUCCCAUCAGGUAUCAAGUAUCUCUACCUCCAGAACAACCAAAUCGAUGAGAUCAAGGCUGGCGUGUUUGACAACGUCACCGCCGAGCUGCGCUGGCUAGUGCUGGACAACAACCAGAUCACCAACGGAAAGAUUGCAUCAGGUACGAUCGACAAACUGACCGCAUUGGAGAAACUCUUCUUCAGCCACAACCAGCUCACAGAGCCGGUUGUCCCUCCUUCCAAGGCCCUGGAUGAGCUGAAGCUAACACACAACAGGUUGAGCAAGUUCCCCUCCGGGCUGCUGAACGACAAAGAGAACCUGACCUCCAUCAACGUGCAGCACAACCAGCUCACAUCCGACGCCAUCGCCGGAGCGUUUAAAGGGUGCAAGAGGCUGCUGUCCCUCGAUGCGAGCUACAACAAGCUAAAGAAAUUUCCAGCCGGCGUGCCGGGUUCUCUGGAAAUUCUCUACGUUGACAACAACGACAUUGACAGCAUCGCAUCGGGAUACGUGAACAAGCUGACGGCUCUGAAGUACUUGAGGGUCUCCCACAACAAGCUGGUGGACUCCGGCAUCCCUGCCGGAGUAUUCAACGUGACGUCUCUGUUGGAGCUAGACCUGUCCUUCAAUAAGCUGCAGUCCAUCCCUGAGAUCAACGAGCAGCUGGAGCAACUUUACCUGCAGGCCAAUGAGAUCAGCAAGUUUGAGCUGUCAAGCUUCUGCAAGUACGUCAGCCCUGUCAACUAUUCCCAUCUGAAGCACCUGCGCCUGGAUGCCAACAACCUCACGCACCACAGCAUGCCUUCUGAAACUUCCAACUGCCUUCGUGUGGCCUCUGAAAUCAUGUUCGAAUAAGGACAUUGCCCUUCUUUAACUGUCUUUCUCCUCCGUUUAUGGACUCACUUGUUGAAAAAGGUCUCUCAACAAAUCAGAUAGUUCCAAAAAGUAGAAGUAUCAAAUUCAAUACAUUGCCAAUAUCCUAAUGAUACAGUAUGUAAAGAGAGAGCAUGAUAUGUUUUUUCCUUUUACGUUAAUGUUUUCUGCCAAACAGCUCAGGUUGCUAACCAGCUUACAACAAAUUGUAAGAUCUCAUUGAGUAGCACGAGCUGGUUAGCAACUUGGUCUACAACGGUAUAAACGUGUUGGAAUUUUGAUUAAUGAAAACACACACUUCAAACAUUCCAACUUGACAUGCUAGUGUGUCAAACAGAGACAAGGAGUAAACAACAAAGUUAGCACCUCCAACGUCUCGGCCGUAGUUUUAAUUUGUCGUCUGUCUUGUAUGUUCCGUGUCUAGCCUAUAUAGUGUAAUGUUUAAAUAAGCCAAUUGCUGUGCAAAGGGCCAGCAAGUGUAUAAUUCAUGAAUACAUUGUAAAAUAACUUUUCACUAUAUUGACUUAAUUCUUGAAAUUGCUUCUCAUAGAAAGUUAGCUUACUCGUCAAGCUAAACGGUCACGUACGUGUUUGUUUUUGUAUACGUUCCAUUACUUGCAUGAAUUCAAUGGUAUUAUUCUUUAAUAAUAAACUACAGCUUUUGCAUUU
Molecule: messenger RNA, 1867 nt
Organism: Nerophis lumbriciformis (worm pipefish)
Lineage: Eukaryota; Metazoa; Chordata; Actinopteri; Syngnathiformes; Syngnathidae
Gene: lum
Product: lumican
Molecular function (GO): protein binding
Source: RefSeq, a predicted model, not a curated record